UUAUUAUAAAAAAUUCAAUGAUUUUAUUGCGAUUUAAUUUUCUAUAAAUAACAAGACAUAUUUAAAUAUGAAGCACACAAGUCAUUCCAAAACCAUAACAACUCCGUUAUCUAAAAAUAAUUCCAAAUGGCAUUCAAGUUCAUUGCUUUCCUUGCUUUUGUCACAGUUGUAAGUGCUGGUCUAGUUCCUGUGCCACAAGUUUAUCACCCAGCUGCAGUGACAUAUGCUCAUCCCCAACCGGUUUUGGCUAAACACCACGAUGAUCAAUAUGAUCCCCAUCCUCAAUAUAAAUUCGCUUACGAAAUCAAUGAUAAACAUACCGGUGACAAUCACAGUCAACAAGAAGAACGUAAUGGUGAUCUUGUACACGGUGAAUACUCUCUGAUUGAUGCUGACGGUUUCAGACGUAUUGUUCAAUACUCGCAUUCCUUUGGGUGAAGUCAAAACUGUAGUAAAAUCUGCUGUCCCCGUGCAUUAUGUAGCUCCUGCUACCACAGUUGCUAAGCAUUAUCCAGUUCCUGUAGCUUAUCAUCAACAUCAUUAAGAACGUUGAAUCUACAUUAUUUUGUAGAUUUUUUAUUAUACAUAAUUAUAAGUUGUUAUUGUUUGUUCUUUCACGAGAUUUAA
Molecule: messenger RNA, 627 nt
Organism: Lucilia sericata (common green bottle fly)
Lineage: Eukaryota; Metazoa; Arthropoda; Insecta; Diptera; Calliphoridae
Product: cuticle protein-like
Exons: 2
Coding region: 127-438 (103 amino acids)
Cellular component (GO): extracellular matrix
Source: RefSeq, a predicted model, not a curated record